Trypanosoma cruzi is the source of this 696-nucleotide messenger RNA. RefSeq lists its product as uncharacterized. The record is from RefSeq and is a predicted model, not a curated record. The coding region runs from base 1 to 696 and encodes 231 amino acids. NCBI's taxonomy places the organism in Eukaryota, Euglenozoa, Kinetoplastea, Trypanosomatida, Trypanosomatidae. The transcript has a single exon.
AUGCCACCACGACGAUACUUGCGCAAUGGCGCUGCCCUGCUUCCAUGGCUGCUGGUGCUGCUUUUGAUGGCUUUCAUGGUUACUGCCACUGCAGCCGAGCUGACGGAGGCGGACUUUAAGCGCAUGAAGAUACGGGAGCUCCGCGAUUUCUUGGAGGACCGAGGUCUCACCUGCCCUGACUGCCAGGAGAAGGCCGACUUUGCACGCUACGCCUACCAAAACCGCGACAAGAAACCCACCAGCGAACAGGGGAAGCGUGAGGUGCCCAAUGCGCCUUUCUGGGAAGUCUGGAGGGAUAUUGCUAAGGAAGUAUGCGAGGAGGCGGUUAAAAAGCGCGGUCUUGAUGUGUCAGCGGAGCCACAGUCCGAAGUCUGUUCCGCACUUGCCUACGUUACAGAGAGCUUUUUCUUACAGCAUGGUAAACGGACUGCAGGCAAGCUACGUAAGAAGCCGGAAGCCCUUCUUAAGACAUCCUUUAAGGCUGUAUACUACGACGCCGGAAGAGUGUUACUGGGGCGGCUGGCAGAUCACUGUUUGGCUUCAGCGGGUAACCAAAACACAUGCAGCUCAAUGAGUAAAUUGAUGGCUCUUACAGAAGAAUCGAAAAUUGCGGAUUUGGCGAAAUGGAUGACGAAUGUCGGCAUUGAGAAUACAAAUCCAAUGUAUGAGUUUAUAGACCAGCGUGACGACCUUUGA